AUGGCGGCGGAGCUGGGCGAGAUUGAGGAGCUCGUGGAGGAGAUCCUCAUCCGCCUCCCUAAGGACGAGCCAGGUAAUCUCCUCCGCUCCUCCCUCGUCAGUAAGCAAUGGCACGACCUCCUCGCCGCCGACGGCUUCCGUCGCCGCUACGGUGAUUUCCACCGAACACCUCCCAUGCUUGGCUUCUUCCACAUCUGGCCGGAACCCUGCGCCGAGUUCAUCCCCACGACGGAUUUCGCCGCGCCCGAUCUCGACCCCCGGCAGCACUAUUCCGUGGAAGAUUGUCGCCACGGCCGCGUCCUCGUUCGGUACAUCGAUGAGGAUACGAAUAUCCCAUUGCUGGUUGUCUGGGACCCCAUUACGGGCAGCGAAACAUUGCUUGGCAGCCUCGAGAAGAUGGGAACGGGAAGCUGGUCUGCCUCGGUGCUCUGUGCGGCGGACAACUGCCGCCAUGGUGACUGCCAAUCGGGUCCAUUCCGCGUCGUUUUCGUCUUCCUUCACCACGAAGAGGAGGUCGCUACGGCGUGCGUGUACUCAUCGGAGACGGCUAGUUGGAGCUCUCUGGCCAUCACCGACCUUGGUAUGUUUGAGGAGGAAAUCGAUUGCUGCACGCCUAGUGUACUCGCAGGAGAUGCGCUCUAUUUCCUCCUGUUCCGGGACCAGGCGUUUGAAGGUUGCAGUAUUCUCAAGUACGACUUGGGAACCUCUUGUCUGUCAGAGAUUAAUCUGUCGGAGGAGAUGCAGGAUGCCAGCAACAGUCCAAUUCUCAUCGCAUCGGACGACGGUCUGCUAGGGCUCGCAGACCUGUUCUAUUCCGACCUCUCCAUCUGGUGGAGAGAGGUGGAUCCCGAUGGAGUUGCGUCGUGGGCAGAACGCAGAGACAUCGACCUCGAGACUCUUCUUCCCGCUGGUGAUUUCAAGAUAUCACCAGACUUGGUUGGCUCCAUCGAGGGUACUGACAUCAUUUUUGCAACCACAAGUCUCGGCACCUACGAAAUUGAUCUCAAGUCACUGACAUCACCUUUGAAGAUGCUCUCCACCUGGCUGAAUCAAGAUCUGAAUGUCAAAUGGACCAUCUUACCCUACGUUAGCUUCUACUAUCCUCCAGCGGUGGCUGGUAUUGUGGAUGAAGAAUCAAGUGAAGAUGGAGAUGGCGAUGAGGAAGCAUAAGUCUCAAGCAUGGAAAUUCAGUUUGCUGUUUGUCUUGCGUUUGGUUUUCAAGUUGGAUGGAUGAUGGGAUAGUGGUGUGAGUUUGAUGGGUGAUGGAAGAGUUGUCUUGAGUCUUGUUAAUUAAUAGCCUGUCUCUAUUUUUGAUAGCCAUGCUAUGGAUGUUUUUGUUGUUCAAACCCUGAUUCCAUUUAGGCAGGGGAAAAUUAAUUGUCUUUUGUGUAAAA
Molecule: messenger RNA, 1394 nt
Organism: Triticum dicoccoides
Lineage: Eukaryota; Viridiplantae; Streptophyta; Magnoliopsida; Poales; Poaceae
Exons: 2
Coding region: 1-1170 (389 amino acids)
Molecular function (GO): protein binding
Source: RefSeq, a predicted model, not a curated record